GCCGACUUCCCGGGUGUGCCGUUAGCUCAAUACGACACCACCCCCAAAAAAGAGCCUCAGAUGUUGUAAAGGAUAAAACACUACGGGAGUUUUCUUUCAAAAACGGCCUGGCAGACAGAAUGCUCCGGUUGCCAGAGCGAUCAUUGUCACUCAGACGGAUUCCUGUAGAUGGCUGAACGGACUCCAGGGGUUUCUCUUUUAACACAAUCCCUGUUGCUGUCCAGACUCGGAGCCCCAGACAUUCCCAGAGCCAGCAAUCUGGACUGGCAGACCAGGCAGCCAAACUACCAUUCGCAUCGGCAGAGUCCUUGGAAACCAUGUCAGAGGCAGAAGUCCCAAUCGGUUUCACCCGGUCCAACCGUUUCAGACAGAGUCUGCCCCUUUCUAGGUCCACGAGCCAGACCAAACUUCGCUCGCCAGGGGUACUCUUCCUCCAGUAUGGUGAUGAAACCAGACGUGUCCACGUUACUCAUGAAAUCAGCAGCCUGGAUACCUUGUAUGCUCUGAUUGUCCACAUGUUCCCCCAGAAACUCACAAUAGGAAUGCUAAAGUCACCUAAUACUGCUAUCCUUAUCAAGGAUGAGACAAGAAACGUCUUUUAUGAACUGGAAGAUGUAAGGGAUAUCCAAGAUCGAAGUAUAAUAAAAAUUUUCAGGAAAGAUCCUGUCUAUGCACCAUAUCCCGCUUCCCAUAUCGCAAAUGGAGACCUGAGGAGAGAAAUGGUUUACACAUCUCGGGAAUCUUCACCCACCCGUCGCCUCAGCAAUGUCACCUCUGGCUCCCCUCAUUUGGUGUCGGGCUCCCCAACGCCUGGGCUACAAUCCUCAUCCCCUUCCCGUUCCCGGAUGUCGUACAGUGGCGGGCGUCCCCCUUCCUACACCGGGAGCCCGGUUCACCACUCCGAACGCCUGGGCGGCAUGCCCUCUUCCCAGCCCAUCUCGCCGAGCCCUAGUGCCAUCUUGGAGCGGAGGGACGUUAAACCAGACGAAGACAUGAGCAACAAGAAUGUGGUGCUGAUGAAAAAUGAAGGCUUGUACGCUGACCCAUACAACAUGAUGCAUGACGGGAGGCUAAGUAUUGCAUCAACACAGUCACUAGCGGGAAUACAGGACCCUUUCUCUUACCCAGGAGGUCUUUAUCGACGUGGCUCAAUGAGGUCGCUCAGCACCUAUUCAGCUGCAGGACUGCAGGGUGACCUGGAGGACGCCUUUUACAAACCGAGCCCCCAGAUUUACAGUGACGUUUACGGCACCGGGCUGGGCUACAGAAUGCCUCCUUCAUCACCUCAGAAAAUUCCUGACAGUAGAAUGGUGGACAUCCAACAAGGGCAAAGUCCGCACAGUCCUUACUCUGGGCCACCCAGCAGGUCCUCUCCAGUGCGGCAAUCAUUCCGGAAGGACCCAGGAACCGCAGUCGUUAUUGAGACCACCGUGACAAAAUCCAGGAAUGCCAAUCCCGCCGCCGCAACAGAAGCUCUUCCAGGACCAAGUGAGAGGACAGGGGCAACCGAGAGGCCAGCAUCUGGGUACAGCUCUCCACUGGCUGUCAAUGACCCAGAAACGAGGGAACGGAUGGAAGCCAUGGAGAAGCAGAUUGCCAGUUUGACAGGACUGGUACAAAAUGCACUUUUACGAGGGAAUGAGGGAGAACCUGUCAGUGAUAAAUCCGAAUCAAUAAAUGGGAGCUCAGGCACUGGAACCCUCAGUCCCUCUGUUCGCAGCACUGUGACCAGCUCAGCAGCAGCUGCAUCUAUCAGCCACCCCACUGCCAUCACCAGGCUCCAGAUGCAGCUGCACCUACAUGAUCUCCAGCAGAAUGCCAGUGACCUACGCAACCAACUUCAGCAGCUGCGUAAGCUCCAGGUCCAAAGCCAAGACACCAUGAAGAACAUGAUGAAACGCUUGGAGUCAGAGAUCAGCAUCAGGGUGACGGAAACUCUGAGGAAGCAGGAAGACCCUCUCCAUCGCCAGCGUGCUCUGGUAGAGGAGGAGAGACAGAAGUACCUGAAUGAGGAAGAGAUGACUAUACAGCAGCUGAAUGACUUGGAGAAGUCAGUGGAAGAUUUACAGCAAGACUCAGCUCUGAAUCAGAGGUUGAUUACUGUGCAGGAACUAGAGGAGAAGGCACUGGUUUUGCGUCAGUUGGGAGAGACUCUCACUGAACUGAAGGCUCAGUUCCCUAAUCUGCAGAGUAAAAUGCGGGUGAUCUUACGUGUGGAGGUGGAGGCAGUGAAGUUCCUGAAGGAGGAGCCUCACAGAUUAGACAUCCUGCUGAAACGAUGCAAAACUGUCACGGACACCUUAGCCACAUUGAGAAGCUGCUCGCCCUCUAACUCGGCCUAUCCUGUGGAGGCCUGCCCAAGGCGGUUCAGCAGACAAGCAAAUGAGACCCUGCUGAAAGGAACUGAGGAAGUUGCUGCCCAAUCACCAAAGCACAUGAGCACAGAGUUGUACUCCCGGAAUUCCGAAUUUGAAAUUCCUACCAGCCCUCCCUCGAAUUUCCAGGAAAUGCACAUGACCUCAGUGAAAAACUGGCAAAGCCACAAUUCCGUCCUGGCUCAGCUUACCCAGAAUUCCCCAGUUCAUGCUGCUUCUUCCCAGAAGUCUCCAGCGAUGGGCCAGGGGAUCACAACCCACAGCAACUCAGUGGAGGAGGCUCCAGGAGCAUCAGGCAAGAGGAACGUGGACCAAACCAUCUCUGUUGAAGCAGCAGAGAGAGACUGGGAGGAGAAGCGAGCCAGCUUGACUCAGUUCAGCAACAAGGACAUUAACCGUCUACUGGAAGACACACAAGCUGAGCUGAUGAAAGCAAUCCCUGAUCUAGGAUUUACCAACAAACCAAAAUUAGCCACCAUGCCAACAGCGGAGUUGAAACAGACAAAACCCCAGCACGUACAGAAAACAGUCACCAAGACAGAUGCCAACGGACGGAGACACUCAGAGGAGCUGACAGUCCACAGAUACCGAACAGAGAAACCCUCCAAAUCACCCCCUCCACCUCCUCCACGACGGAGUUUCCCAUCAUCCCACGGGCUGACCACAGGCAGGACUGGGGAAGUCAUAAUUACAAACAAAAAAGAAGCAACUCUCAAGAAGGCUGACUCUGAUGAGACUGAUGGGCCGAGACCACAUGUCAAGCUGAGAAGGACCAUGUCAGAGGCAAAACCUCCAUCAACACCACCACCGAUUGUGGCAUCAGCUGUUCGAGAUGAUGAAGAUGAAGAAGAUAGAAUCAUGGCUGAAUUGGAGGUUUUUCAAAGAAGCCCUGUAACUUUCACAGGCUCAAAGACAAUAAGUGACCAGGGGAUGGCUGCUUUCCCCACUCCAGAUCCCAGGUCUUGCAGGGUUUCCCUACCCACCAGAGGACUGAAGAAUUCAGAUGGCAUCCCAAAUGCUGAAGAGUCGGGGGUCUUGGAGAAUAUCCUUCCUGUUAACCCGGGCACUGUGUUGACUGGGAGUGGUCCCUCACCCCAGAGCAGGAUUGCAAUUCCAGCUGCUCCAAAACUCAAGCAACAGCACGGCAGCAGCGAAAAAAUGAAGCAUAACAAACAGCGGGAAGAAUAUAUGAAACUGCAGAGCCAACAGGGCAGUCAGCAGGUAGUUUACUUCUAGACAACAAUAAGCCCAGUGCUCACCCCUUCAGUCUUCGAGUUCUGUAAUAAUUAUGGGACUUCUCUGCUGUAAGGGCCAAAGGCAAGGGUUUGCCUCUCUGACCAGACUGUUUGCCUCCUGAAAUCUGCGUCGAGACCUGUGGAGGUCCUCAGACUGCUGAUGGGAGUUAUAAAAGAAGUUUCUUCUUCUGUGAUGCUGCUGCUAAGGACCUUGUCCUGCCUCCACAUCCUGGUAUAGAUCUCAUUUCUGCUUCAGCCAGUUGUCCCAAGACUUUACCAACCUGUGUUGAUAACCUGCCCUUAUCCAGAACUGGACAGCGCUCCUGGCCAAUCACCAACCUCCCUGCUAGCUGCUUGUUUUCACACCUGCAGCUAGUACAGUGCACAGUCAUUGACUAUAGUGAAAUCCAGCGAACCUUCCCAUCAUUGUCCCCUCUCCCUUUCAUUCCACAAUGUCUUGCUUUGCUCCUUCUGCUGCUGCUGCCCUUUGUGCUGAAUCGCUGCGGCUUUGGAGUCUUUAAAGAGCUUCCAUUUCACCGGCUUCAAGCAACACGAUCUUCUCUGCAGUCACCGCGCCCUUUUCCCCCCCUUUCCAAUUACCCUCUCCCAUUUCCUUCUCUCCUUCCCUCCUUCUCCCCUGCACCCAAUCCAGUCGAGGGGACUGCGAGAAGAGGAUGAUUGAUUCACGGAGAAUGUGCACCGAGGGGCUACAACGCUUCUGCCAUCAAUCUCCAUCUGCUAAUCAGUCACCUGCUUUGAUCCAGAAUGCCAACUGGUGUCAGAGCUGUAGUGUGCUAGCUUGUAUAUUAAUAGUGGAAACAGCACAAGUGAUUUAUAGAUAUAUCACAGUAGAAUAGAUGUGAAAAUUAUGAAAUAUUUUGUAAAAAAUGAAAACUAAACAAAUAUAAUUCUCAUCAUGUUCCACUCUUUCUAAACUUAGUCUCUAAAUAGCCUUUUACACUUUACUGGGUACUUAAUGUCCAUGACCUUUAUUGCAUUGGUCAGCACUGAAAGGCCAUUUCUGCUGUGAAUGGGUGGUACAUUGCGAAUCAGCUCUCUGCCUUUCUUUACUGGAAUUGGUGAUCUUAACCGUAUGGAAAAUUGGCAGCUUCAACUUUCCAUUGCUUCUCAGAAUGUCAGACUAUUUACAUUAUGCAAUGCAGGAAGGGGCAGAUCUUCCCUUCAGAUGUGCUCCCUCUAGUGUUGAUGCACCUUACUUUUAAUUUUAUUGCAUCAAAAGCCUCGCAAUCCUGUUGAGCACUGUCCCAACCAUUGGAUGAAUAAGUUGCAAUGAACCUGAUCCAUCUCCAGCCCUUAGUCUCAGUCUGCAUUCUAUAUUUUAAAGGUGGCUCCUGGUCACUUUUUACUUACAUUAUGAUUUUUAAAACGUUUUAUUUUCUAAAUUAAUGAUGAGCACAAUAUUCCAAUAUGAGAGCUUGACUCUGAUCAAACUCAGCCCUAUGUAGAGUGUAAAAGUGAUUGUGAGACUUUCCUUUAUUAUCAUUCCAUUAUUUUUUCUCUCAUAUCCUCUCACUCAUCCAUACUUUUGCUGUCUUUCACCCAUUCCUUCUCUCUUGCUGUGUUUCUUAUUCCUUUCUCAUGCUUCCCACUCAUUCUCUCUGCUCACUUUCUCGCUCCUGAUUACUCACUCAGUUGGUGUAACACAGUACAGCUCUGAAACACAGUUUGUAUCUGAUGUAUCUGAUCUGAUAAUACCAGCCCACAGUAAGGUCCAGUCCUUCUCAGUGGUUGCACGUAAAGUGGGUGAAACAGCAUGAACUGGAUAACUUUACCUUAGAUAAGUAAAAUUAAAUAAACUCCCCAAGGAACAAUAUAUAUGAAAGCACAGGAUUUGAAAAAUAGAGAAUAUGAAGAAUGAUUUAUUUCUGUUAAAUCAAUAUCUAGAACUGCAGAGUAUAUAUAUCACUGGCAGAGUCAAUGUAUUCACUUAUUCUUUUUGUAUAUUGUCUUAAAUAAUUUUUGUACAAAGAAUAGUAUUCACAAAGCAAUUACUUGCAAUUGCAAGAAGUUUCUUUACAUUUUAAGUGAAGUCUUUUAACACUUUGUAUUCAGUUUGUGUGAAUUGUAUCCGACUCCUUUUGCGAACAACUAUUCAUGUUUGAAUGUGACCCAUGAAGAAGAGUUUGAUUCUGAAAUAGCACACUGAAGUUAGACAUGUUGAAUUCCUGCUUCAUAAUUGAGCCCACUCAGCCGGACUUCCAUAGUACAAACUCACAGGGGCUAGCUUUCUCUUUAUUUGGGGGCUGAGCUCUAAUUCCUCACUGAUUCUGUAAAAAUCCCUUCCUCUGGAAGAUAAGUAGUUUUUUUCUAAACAGAAAAAUCUUUCACAAGAAGUUGUAUGAAGUCUGGCACCAGGCGAAUGAGGGCAGUUUUUUGAGUCCUGGUGUUUGCUUUGCUGUUGAUGGAAAGGCUUCGGUCUCUACUUCAUAAGGUGCAGAAUUAGCUGAAUGCAUUGACAGAGCGCUUCUUUUCAAAAUUUGUUGACCUGCUUACAAUUGUGGAUAUUCCAGUCAGUCUUACCACCCACUGUUCUUGUGAGUGGUAAUAAUGAGGUCCUGCUGAUGAGGGAGAAGCAUUUUCCCCUCACUUUCUAAAUGGGAAUUAAUGCAAAAAUGUCUUGGUACUCGACAUGCGUCGACCCCCUUCAAAGUGUGUUCAGCCUUGUGUGUGAAAGGUACACAAACCAGGGAGAGAUAAAGCCUCAAGGGCAUCCAAGAACAAUGAUUAAAAUCAGAUCCAACAUUUCAAACCAUUUCAUAAAUGAACCCAGUUUGUUCAGUGAGAGAGGGAAAUAUCCCAUCAUUUCUUAAAAUAUUUAGUUUCUUCACCAAACACUUCCAAAUCUCCACCCUACAAAGUGGCACUAAGUCCCAGCACAGAAUGAAGCAUCUAUAUUCCAAAUGUAAUUUAAUCAGAUAAGUACAUCGUAUAUAACAUACAAAUUCUAAAACAACCAGUAAGGCUUCCUGGAGAAAUAGAAAUUGGCAGGGGUGUGGGGAAUAAGUACUUUUAUUUUCUAUAGUUUUCAUUUUUGAUGUUAAAUUGUUGAGCUGCACAAUCUUGACUGGACAUGGUUACCAUGAGAAAUUGGCUUUCUGUGACCAAUACAGAAGGAAAACUUAUCACAGGAGAAGGACAGGCUAUGAGAUCAUUUCCAUGCAUGUAACUCCUUUACUUCUCUCUCCCACAUCCGUUAAAAACACCAGAAACAUAUGAACUCUCUCCUGGUGGAAGUUAUCUAUUGAUUUAUUUCAUCAAUAUCCCUCCCUUGGAGAUUUGCUUUUCUCAUCCAGAGUAUUAGCAAGUCCUUUUGGUCAAUGUUUUAUUUCUCAGCUCAAGAAGCUCCAGACUAGCAACCAGCGGAGUCUAAAAUACAGACCCAGUUGAGCCACUGACACACGGUGUAAGGCCUCACUCUCUACAUAACUUGAGGGUAUUUGAUGUUGAGGCUGGAUGCAAACCUGGAUAAAGUAUUUCAUUCCCCAGCAUUGGCAUUCCUCAUUUCGAUCGGCACAAAAUGUUCACCACUCAACGCCCCCCUCCCACACCAACAGAAUGUUUAUUAACUUGAAAACCGAACUGUUAAUAUUUUGCUCAAAGUGAUUGAGUUAAUCAUUCACAAAGGCAGUGAAAAACCAGCCGGUAAUGAUAUCUUUCUCACAAUGAACAUAAUUCACCUCAUCUCCCACAGAAACAGAAAAAAUGCAAAUCUUAACAUAAAUCAACAAAGUUACAGCCAAUAACCUGCAAGAGCACCAAACAUUACCUUCAAAUUUGUUGUUUAAAGUGAAUUACUUUUGGUUCAAACCAGAAUAUGCUUGAAAUGUCUGUUCUGGAUUUUGGUCUUUUCCAAAUUGAUUAAAAGGCAAUGAUUGUUUCGAGAUGUAUCAAAUGUGUGUGUUUAGAAGAAAACGUUUAAAAAAAGUUCUAUUUAAGCAAAUUGUAAAAGUGAAAAAAUAAAAAAUGCCUUUUUAUGCAUUAAUUUUUUUUACAUAAAUGUGACAUUUUUCAUAGUCUCCUGAAGGAUGUGUCAGUAAUCAUAUAAAACAUGAACUUCACUUUAUUCCUGCUUUUAAAUAAUAAAGGGUUCUAAUUAUGCAUGUAUAUGCUAAGAAAUUGCACGAUGGAUCUAGAUUAAUGUCUGUACGUGAAUCUUAAUAUAAAAAAUUUGUGAAAAUCUGGAUACAAUAGGAACAUUUUUUGUUUAGACUGUGUAUUUUUUUUUCUCUGGUGCAUGGGGCUUUACUGUUUGGUCAGUAAGAGCUGUGAUUAGUCAUUGUAUUGAACAUAUCUACAGAGUUUUUGUAAACUGGGAUCUUCCAUUUGUAGAGUAGUGAGAUGUGUACUGAAAGUCGAUGCCAUGACAAUCUGUAAUUAAUGUGGUUUCUGUGAAGAGAUGAAAUAAAGGGAUUGCAUUUUUGUAAAAGUA
Messenger RNA from Carcharodon carcharias (great white shark), 8060 nucleotides. RefSeq names its product SRC kinase signaling inhibitor 1-like. The record is from RefSeq and is a predicted model, not a curated record. NCBI's taxonomy places the organism in Eukaryota, Metazoa, Chordata, Chondrichthyes, Lamniformes, Lamnidae. Gene Ontology annotation, cellular component: actin cytoskeleton; cytoplasm; postsynaptic density. Bases 318 to 3611 code for a protein of 1097 amino acids. The transcript is spliced from 20 exons. Gene Ontology annotation, biological process: regulation of dendritic spine morphogenesis.